AUUUUAUCACAUAAAUUCUUAUUUUAUCAUAUAAUAACUGAUACUAAAUUGAAAAAUGAACAGUCUGGGAGACGAUUGUAAUGAAUUGAAAAAGAAAUACGAUGAAUGUUUCAAUUUAUGGUUCUCUGAAAGAUAUUUGAAAGGUGACAAUGAUGAUAGCAUGUGUGCCCCAAUCUUUAAGGUCUAUCAAGAAUGUGUAAAGAAAGCCAUGCAAGAACAAAAAAUCGAAUUGCGUGAAAUAGAGGUCGACUACACCACUGGUGGCGAAUACAAUAAUAAAUCCGAACAGAGCAAAAGCUGACCCAUACUUGAUAGUGAUUAUGCCUCUUGGGAUUUUAAAUAUACAGACCAAAUGCCCUCUACAUCUCGUACAGAUGGUACGGCUGGGGGUAGUGGUAAUCGUGGUUUUAUGUCGCAUAAAAGAGGCACUUCUAUAUAAGUUAUUAAAGUUUGUUUUCAAUUGUCAAAUACAGUUUAUAUUAAUGGAGCUAUUUAACAAUUUUAAUACUAUGUACAAAAACAACAAAUUUUAUAGCACUAGCUUCAAUAUUAUUUUCUAUUUGUAACCAAGUUUUAAUAGGUCUUGUAUUCCAUUAAAUGAAAGAUCUAUUAAGAUGUUUUAGGAAUUAAAUAAAAAUACAUAUUUCAAGUUUAAAUGUAAUAA
This is a messenger RNA of Calliphora vicina (urban bluebottle blowfly), 664 nucleotides long. Its product is annotated as TP53-regulated inhibitor of apoptosis 1-like. Gene Ontology annotation, biological process: phospholipid translocation. Lineage: Eukaryota; Metazoa; Arthropoda; Insecta; Diptera; Calliphoridae. Gene Ontology annotation, cellular component: nucleus; cytosol; mitochondrial intermembrane space. The transcript is spliced from 2 exons. Gene Ontology annotation, molecular function: phosphatidic acid transfer activity. The record is from RefSeq and is a predicted model, not a curated record. The coding region runs from base 56 to 301 and encodes 81 amino acids.